This is a messenger RNA of Postia placenta MAD-698-R-SB12, 1182 nucleotides long. RefSeq lists its product as hypothetical. The coding region runs from base 1 to 1182 and encodes 393 amino acids. The transcript has 3 exons. Gene Ontology annotation, molecular function: zinc ion binding; nucleic acid binding. Lineage: Eukaryota; Fungi; Basidiomycota; Agaricomycetes; Polyporales; Adustoporiaceae. The record is from RefSeq and is a predicted model, not a curated record.
AUGUCGAACAACGCAGUCAACCCAGUUCCUUUGGGACUACCAGCCCUCGCAGGAUCUCCCCUUCUCCAGUACGACCGAGCAGACCGUUGCUUCGUCACCACCACAAGAAGGACUCCCAUCUAUCCUCGAGGCGGCUCCUGGGUUUGCGCAGAAGGUUCCAACCCGCAGAUCGUCGCCCAUCAACAGCUUGUCAGCUAUUACCAGAGACACCCUCCCGCUCACCCAGAAGACUCACCUGUUAACGAACAAUCGUUCGAACUCCCGGACGUUCAGUACGUUCCUAUUGAGGCUCCAGACACCGAACCACCACCUGUUUCAUUCGCACCAACCAACGCACCGGUUGAACCUCCGAUGACGACGUUCACUCAAGCAGACAUCGAUCAGCGCAUCGCGGCUGCUCUCAAUACAUACCGACUUCAACAAUCAACCGCCAAUCGACCCCUCCGCCUCGACAUCCCCGCUCCGGAACCCUUCAGCGGAAAGGCAGAGGAUCUUAGACGCUUCCUUCAAUGCGUCCUCUCCUACUUCGUCGCCACCAACAACACCCGACUCAGCGAUGAAGCAAAGAUCGCCUUCACUGUAGCGUUGAUGAGGAAGGACCUAGGGAAGACAUGGGCAGACACAUACUACGAGAAGUCGGCAGGGGGAGUCCAGGUCUAUUCCGAUUGGGCAGCCUUCGCCACUGCCCUUGAGGAAGUGUUUCCCGAGCACGGAACGCGAAUCAAGGCGCACCAAAUCCUGAUGAAACUGCCCGAACGACAGAAGAACAAGAAGACGGCGCUCUCCCUUGGAAACUACGUCACCCGCUUCGAACAGCUAGCGUCGAAAGCCCAGCUCAAGGACACCGAGGUCAAUGGCACCAACUGCGUCGAGAACGACUACCACACUCUCCAUGCCAACUUCGUCAAAGGACUCCUGAAGGAGCUGUAUUUUGCGCUCGCAACAAGGGUCACUAAGGAUCGACCCAGCACCAUGAAAGCCUGGGACUAUGGCGAGCCAAUGGAUAUCGACGCCGCUGCAGUCGCGGCAACCUUUGCCUCCACAUCGGGAGGAAGGAAGUGGGAACUAGGAGCCGUUCUCAAUGAGGCCGAUCAGAAGCUCCACAGGGACGGAAACCUGUGCUUCUACUGCCACAUCAAGGGCCACAGCGCCAAGGAUUGCCGCAAGAAAGCGGCCGCAUGA